AUGGCCGCGCAGAGCCCUCUUCGCCGCUGGAAGCCGUUCUUCGCCGCCUUCGACAACGUUGACGCCGCGAUCGAGGCCGCCGACCCGGACCUCCGCCGCGACGAGCUCCGAGAAGCGAGGGGAGACAUCGUGGAGCUGCUCUGCAACGCCAUGGACGACGACCGCGAAGCAGAGCGGCUCUGCCUCAUCCUCGACGACGUCAUGGCCGAAUCGCUCGAGACGCUGCGGCUGGUCCCUGCGAUGCCGACGGUGCUCGCCAAAACGGACAUCGCCAAGGCCGUCCGUGCUCUGCAGAAGCACGAAUCGGAGCGGGUUCGCGUCCUCGCCCGCGGCAUCGUGAGCCGGUGGGGGGCGACGUUCCAGGACGACCUCGUCAGGUUCAGGGCGGCCACGGAGAAGCUGGACCAGAUUCCGAUGUCCGACCAGAUCGUGGCCGACCAGCAACCUGUCUCAGCCAAGAUCCUCCAACCGUCAGCCAAGAACACGCGGAAAAUCACCGAAAUGCCGCCGCCGCAACCCAAGAAGGUGUCUCCCGCUCCCGCCGUUGGCGUCGUCCGCGGCGACCGUGCCGGGCUCUGCUCCGACGACACGAUCAUGGAGGCCACAAAGCGCAAGUUCCAGGAAGGGUACCAAGAAGCGGAGAACGCGAAGCGGCAGCGCAGGAUACAAGUCGUGGAGGCGCCGGAGAUGCUGAAGCAGAGGCAGCGGAAGAUGCACCCGAUCAUCAAGGAGAGGAGCCGAGCAAAGUGCGGGAGCUCCAUGAUGGUCAAGAAGACCAUCUCCGUCUCGAAGAUUCGUAGGGUUUAG
Molecule: messenger RNA, 807 nt
Organism: Brachypodium distachyon (stiff brome)
Lineage: Eukaryota; Viridiplantae; Streptophyta; Magnoliopsida; Poales; Poaceae
Product: probable mediator of RNA polymerase II transcription subunit 26c
Exons: 1
Coding region: 1-807 (268 amino acids)
Source: RefSeq, a predicted model, not a curated record